Peronospora belbahrii is the source of this 1497-nucleotide messenger RNA. The record is from the annotation of a GenBank genome assembly. NCBI's taxonomy places the organism in Eukaryota, Oomycota, Peronosporomycetes, Peronosporales, Peronosporaceae.
AUGAUCAAAAUCGAUGCUUGUUAUCCAUAUGAUCGAUAUCAAUUUCAAUUGUAUACAAAGUUACUGGAUAUAGAUGGACAGCAUAAGACACGAUGUGAUAAAGCAUUGAGGAUUUUGGAUCUUGGCUGUGGUUCCGGUGGUGGUUUAUGUGAAUUACAGACAUUAUAUCCUCAAGCAGAGAUCAGUGGAUUAGAUUUCUCGUCUCAAGCUCUAGCGCGUAGCAAAGAAGUGUGGCAAUACUUUACCGAGAAGAUAUCAGAGUUUCACGACAAGAAGUUACAAUUGUAUCAUCAUUCGUGUGAGAGAAUGACGGGAGUAAUGACCCAUUCAGUGGAUAUUGCUAUUGGUGUACAGAGCUUGCAAGAAGUGAAAAAUCUUGGCAAAGCUGUGAACGAAGUUGCACGUGUACUGAAGCCUGGCGGACUCUUGUUCAUUGCGGACUUUAUUCCACCUGAUGCUGCGGCAGAUCAUUUGGAGCACGUGCUCCUGGCGCCUAUUUCGUCAGCACAAAACAAAGCUCGUGUUUUUGAAAUCGUACAGGAGCAAUUGGUGUCGUUCGAGGUAUCCAUGGGUGCAAAACAAAGCUCUGUCGGUAUGCGGGAACUGAUCCAUCAGUUGAUGCCACAGGAGUUGCAUUCCGAGCUAGAGACUUUUUUCUUUGUUGAAAACUCGCCGCUGUACGAACUGCUACGUCGUGACGAGAUGGGCUACCGUUUACUGUGUUUGCGUAAGACAGACGAGUGUAGCACUGACGAAGAGGAGGAUAGUCAGCAUGUGACCGAUUGGAUUAGCGAUAGCGUAGGCUACUCUUCAGAUGAAGAGAUUCAGGACGACGACGCCCCCAAUUACUAUCCGUACCGGGAAAUAUUUCCUCAACUGGACGUUUUAAAAGACAACUACGAUGUAAUUGUGGAGGAAAUGCAGACCGUGCAGCAAAUGACAACGUGGCCAUUCUGGCCGGAGAAGCACUACACAGAAGGCGACAGCGAGUGGCGCGUGUUUCCAUUUUGCUAUACAUUUCCAGCCAAUGACGCGUCCAAGACAGCUUGGGUAUCUUCAACAUGCUUAAUGUGCCCUCGUACGGCAGAGGUCCUGAAAAAUCUGUCUGGUAUUCGCACAGCGUUAUUUUCAAAACUUGGCCCCAACACGACGCUUAGUGCGCACCAAGGUUGGGCAGACCUGGCCAACCAUGUGUUGCGCGUUCAUUUCCCGCUUAUUGUACCCACACUCUCGAACGGUGAGCCGUGCUGCGCCAUGGUGGUGGGUGGGGAGACUGCCUACCAUGUCGAGCGUGAAUUCAUCGUGUUUGACGACAGCAAGCUACACUACGCAUUCAACCAGCAUCCUGACGCGACACGACUUGUACUUAUCGUCGACUUCUGCCGCCCAGAUCAUUUACCGAGAGGCCAUGCUCGUGGUGGCCACUCGGACGAAUUAAACGAAUUCAUUGAGUCUUUUGGAAAGCAGACGUUGUUCAAUGGUAGCAAAGAAAAGUAA